AUGCAACGAGUUGUGAGCCUUCUAUUCUUGCUUUCUUGUUGCCAAGCGGCGAACAUCCUCAACUUCAACAAUCCAAUGGAAAGAGCCAAGAGAGACAUUUCAUUGGCUGUUACUGGAUCUUGUAUUGUUACCGGUGAUCAACUGUUCGCCAACGGCUUCGCGGUGAGACAACUCAACGACACCGAGCAAAAUCUGAUGCAACAAUAUCAACAAGAUCUUCAAGAGUAUAAAACGACUCGUCAACAAUUGCAGGCUCAAUUGCAAAAUGUGACUAUGAGACGAAUGCGCGGCCAACAACUGUCCCAGACUGAACAAGAAGCCCUUCAGCAGUUGCGCAGCUUGCAAUCCCCAUCGGCGCCAAGUUUCUGCAGUGGAAACGAUACGACACUUUACAUUUUUGACGGAUGCAUGAUCCAGGACAAUAAAGUUUAUGUGGGAAACAACUAUGCCCGAGAUUUGAGCUCUGAUGAGUCACAACAACUCGAGGAUUUCCUCACUCAAAUCGACGCCUACAUGCAAUACAAGCAGGGUCAACUCGAUCAGAAAAUGUCCCAAUUCGCCAACAGGAUGCAAUCAAUGUUCGGUGGACAAGAUGAUGACAAUGAAAACGAUGAUGGAAAUGAUGGAUCGAGCAACUCUGGAAUGAACUCCUCGCCAGCCUCUUUCCCCUCAUCCACUCCAUCCAGUCCUUCAUUCUCCUCAUCAUCUCCAUCUUCUUCAACCGCUCCCACUUUCCCAACUCCACCACAAUUCUGCUUUUCUUUC
Molecule: messenger RNA, 765 nt
Organism: Mesorhabditis belari
Lineage: Eukaryota; Metazoa; Nematoda; Chromadorea; Rhabditida; Rhabditidae
Source: the annotation of a GenBank genome assembly